AUGGGAAAACGUUUGCGCUGUCGCUCCUUUCGGCUGGCUCUCAUUGGCAUUGCAUGCCUGUGGCAAGUCCGGGAUUUCUCGUUGCUUGAUGGACAACGAGAACCCCGGAGGCCCGCAUCCACUGGAUACGGAGCAGCCAAGGAGAUUACGUCCAGCCAGGAUUCUUCGAUUGCAUCGGAACGUGGCGUAGAGCUGGGAAACGAUUUCCACAAGGAACUCGGAGAUGCGUGGCCUUCAAACGUGUCGAUACUGCAGAUCCUUGAAGAAGCUCCGCUUUAUUCAACGGCGAGAUCAGAAGCAGCAGCUCUCUUUGAGCAGCUGAGCCAAGGCAACACCACCGUGCGCUAUGCUGUUGUUCUGAAGUUUAUGCAGACGCUCUGGGAAGGUCCGUUGAAGCUUCCUUUACAGCUGCAGAUGGAGCUACAAAACAACAUCGCCGCCUUCAUAAUCCAGUCAGACUGUGACAAGGAUGGCAUGCUCUCGGUCGAUGAAUUCAUAGAGUUCGCGGCCACGCUGAUAAAAGUCUCCAAGCAAGACUUGCAGGUGCCGCGAGUGGAGGCGGCUCUACGUCGAGUGGUAAGCAGCGGAACUUGGUUCCGAAACCUCACGUUCUUUGACCCGGUUGGCAAAGCAGGGGGGGCAGUCCAACGAUGGAUGCAGAGACCAACCUGGCAGCUCACGUUGCCUUUGCUUCUGCAUGCUCUCAGCACGAUUGGCCAGGCUUUGUCUGAGCUAUCAGACAGCAUCGACAUGCUAAGCCGCGACAUCAGGUUCAACUCCGGGCUUUUGGCCAAAGUCUGCCGGGGACAGGAGCUGGACGAUUGGGAGAGCUGCCUGCUUCGCCGAUUUUUUGGCGAUGUUGUUGCUUUGGUUCCCUCUACGGCAAUUUGUGCCUUGCCGUUGGCCUUGCCGGUUCAUGCUCCGGAGACGCACGGCGACAUCCAGAUUUCAAGGACUUUACGUCAUGUGGGAGUUGGAGGGGCGUUGCAUGAUUAUGGCAUGCGGAAAAGUGUGAGCCAGGACUGGAGCUUGUAUGGCGAGGCGCCGUCCGAGGACCGACCGGCAGAAGCAGAAGCUGUUUCAGUAGGCAAAGUCGAGUCUCACUCGGAGGAGCUGGAUGCUGCCGUCCUGGGGGUCUUUGAAGCCACGCCGGGUUCUGCAACCGCCCAGUCUGGCAUUCGGAAGCUCUUCGAGGCAAGGGCGGCGGCGUGGCAAGAUGCAGCAAGGGACUUGGAUGCAUCUGCAAGUGGCAACGUUUCGCACAGCAGUGUGCUCAGCAUCGUGCAGGCAAUUUGGAGUGGGCAGUUGAACCUCGCCAAGAGAAACACAGAAGACUUUCGUAUGGAUGCGUCUACGCUGAUGGUUGCGAUAGACCGACGUCGCCAAGGUUGCCUUACGUUGGGUGAGUUUACCGAAUACAUUGCAACACUGGUGGAGGUGGCCAAUAACUACAAAUCUACCCGCACGGUUGCUGAUGGGAAGGUGGAGCCACGAUUUGCGAGGGAUGUUGCGGACAGCAUUGUCACAUUGCUCCGCGAUCUGCGGUACGGCUUCCAUUUGCUGAAGAAGCGCGCAUUUGGACAUGAGCUCUCUAACAUGGAGCGUGCCAUGUUGAAGCGUACCUUCACAGAUUUGUCAGCCUGCCUGCCGUACUGUGCCAUAGCUAUGACGCGCUGCACGUACGGACAGAAGAUUCUCAUGUGGAUGCUGCUGUAUUCAAACGCCCCAUCUCUCUUCCCAACGUCUUUCCGGAAGCCCCGGCGGAGGUUCGCUCGCGCUUGGGCGGCGAUAGCUGAAAAGCAACGGCGGCGGGCAUUCAAGGGUUGGCAGAAGCUAGAACAGCAGAGGCAGAAGAGAGCACAGGGCACUACGCCAGUGCUCAAGACAUCUGCCAGCAUUCUGCUGCAACAAAUCGCGGGUGAGCAUGACGCUUCCGAUCUGAAUCCUGAGGACGCAUUGUUCGAGGAGUUUGAUGAAGGCAGCGGCACAUUGACUUACGGAGAAGUGUUUUCCAUCCUUUGGCCAAUUUGGGAGAAGGUUGCUUGCAGAAGCCAGGAGCCUUUCUUGGACGCGUUUGGGCUGGUACUUCAGAUAGCUUCUGACAGGGACGGUGCCGUGACGAAGUCUGAGUUCAAAGAGUUCGUAUUGGCGCUGGCUACUUAUAUCCAACAAGAUCGCUUCGAAGCGGAUCUGGUGAAACCGGAGUUCGCGUUUGGGCCAAUUUGUCGCUAUGCCGCGGCAGUGGCAAGGAGGGAAGUUCGUGAAGUCAUGGACAGCGUCUCAAUGAUCGCCCAGGACGUGGCCUAUGCAUCUUCAUUGCUUCAAAGCCUCCAGCACAAGGAAUGUGAGCAGGGCAAGCGAUUGGGCUUUGCCGACGUGGAGUUUGAUUUGCUGCGGCGUGCUGCAAAAGACAUCCUGCUGUUCAUUCCGAUCGGCUGCAUCAUUGUGGGAACAGCCAUUGUCAUCGCCAUCUUCAAGCGACUGGCACCAGCUUGGGUGCCUUCCUCCUUCCGUCGCUCGCGUUUGGCUUUGGUGAAAGCCCUUCGUCUUUCGAGGAAGCCAGCGACAAAAGAU
Symbiodinium pilosum is the source of this 2574-nucleotide messenger RNA. The record is from the annotation of a GenBank genome assembly. NCBI's taxonomy places the organism in Eukaryota, Dinophyceae, Suessiales, Symbiodiniaceae.